Molecule: messenger RNA, 753 nt
Organism: Talaromyces amestolkiae
Lineage: Eukaryota; Fungi; Ascomycota; Eurotiomycetes; Eurotiales; Trichocomaceae
Exons: 2
Coding region: 1-753 (250 amino acids)
Biological process (GO): generation of catalytic spliceosome for second transesterification step; mRNA 3'-splice site recognition
Cellular component (GO): catalytic step 2 spliceosome; Prp19 complex; post-spliceosomal complex
Source: RefSeq, a predicted model, not a curated record
AUGGCUCGAAACAGCGAGAAAGCACAGUCUAUGCUGUUCCGAUUCCGAGCGGCACAGGCAGCAGAUCUCGGAAUUCUCGACAUCGCGCGAACACGUCGACCUAAGGGCAUUACACAGAUAGAUUCUAUACCAACCGCAGAAAAAUGGCGAGGUCAAGUGCUCAAAGAAAUAUCGCGCAAAGUCACCCGAAUCCAAGAUCCCAGUCUCAGCGAUUACCAAAUUCGAGACCUGAAUGAUGAGAUCAACAAACUCAUGAGGGAGAAACAUAUGUGGGAGUCACAAAUUCGGAAUUUAGGCGGACCGAACUACAUGCGUGGCGGGGGAAGAGUUUAUGACGAUGAGGGCAGGGAGAUUCCAGGGGGUGGGAAAGGUUACAGAUACUUUGGACGUGCGCGAGAGCUCCCUGGUGUCAAAGAGAUGUUUGAAGCUGCGGCGAGAAAGAAUCGACCAGAUGAAGAGGAAACCGAGAGCGGAAAGAAAGCUGCCGAAUUAUUUCGCAAACAUGUUGAUGCUGCUUACUUCGGUUAUGGGCGAGACGAAGAAGAGGAUGCCCUGGUAGCUUACGAGCAAAAGCGUGAAAAGGAGGCAAUCGAGAAUAUGAUUAAGAAUGGAGAGGAUGAUGCCGAGGAUGGCUGGGAACCGUUGCCUGGUGAUGCUGGUGACGGUGUAGAAUGGAGGCUUCCUACGCUCGAAGAAGUUCAAGAAGAGCUUGUGGAUAGAAGGCGGCGAAGACUUCUGGACAAGAUCUCAUAA